Nymphalis io (European peacock) is the source of this 5859-nucleotide messenger RNA. RefSeq names its product hemicentin-2 (gene ed). Gene Ontology annotation, biological process: cell-cell adhesion. The record is from RefSeq and is a predicted model, not a curated record. Gene Ontology annotation, cellular component: cell-cell junction. The transcript is spliced from 13 exons. The coding region runs from base 219 to 3932 and encodes 1237 amino acids. Gene Ontology annotation, molecular function: cell adhesion molecule binding. Lineage: Eukaryota; Metazoa; Arthropoda; Insecta; Lepidoptera; Nymphalidae.
UUAACCGUCGCUCUAGAGUUACGCUUAUGAUGUGCGUCGAGAACUCGCGCUAAUGUUUAUUAAUUUUUGUAUUUAAAUAUGAUACAACCGUGUAUAACUAAGUUAAUGUCAUAAUAAUUUAACGAAAGUGGUAAUGUUAAUAAUGUCAUAACAGUGAAGUUUAAAUUAAGGAGACAUUCCUUACGUGAGUGAAGUAUGAAAGUUUCUGCAGCGCCAACAUGGGCCCAAACCGGUUGCUUUCACCAUUUAUUUGCCUGCUGAUUAGUACAGUUCUUCAGUACGUGUUGAGCGAGAAUGACCAAUACGAUGCGCGUGAAGGCGAAGAUAUCACAAUGCAGUGUCGGUUCGCGCUGGACCCCGUACCCAGAGAGUCGAUCACCUACUAUUGGGUGCGGAACACCUUUAACGAUCUCGAUAACGUUGCUAUCGGCGACGUACCCUUAGAGACUAAUUACCAGAUAAUGUACGCGCCAUCAGAAGGUCGAUUCGAUUUGAAAAUAACAAACGUAACUUAUGAGCGGGACAACGGACAGUUCGAGUGUCGGGUGAAAGCCGGUGGGUCGGGACGCACCAUGCACUCGCAAGGAUACAACCUCGUGGUACUCACUCAACCACAACCUCCAGUACUGAACACUGGCCCUCAGGCUCAAGCACAGGAAGGCAGGCAGCUCAACCUGACGUGUUCAAGUGUCGGAGGUUCCCCUAGUCCAAUUAUAAAGUGGUAUCGCGAUGGCUCUAACCGUGCACUAGAAGCUGAGAUGAUAGUCGGUAAAACACGCGUGGAGCCUACCGUGGCUGUACUCACACUCGAGCCAAGCCGUGAAGAUGACGGAGCAACCUUCCGGUGCGACGUGAAGAAUCGCGCCAUGCGUGAGGGGCAGCAGUUAGAAGCAACGGUGGAACUUAGCGUCAACUAUUUCCCGCGAGUUGAAAUCGGCCCUGAAAAUCCACUGCGAGUCGAAGUAGAUGGAACUGCGAACAUGGUUUGUAAAGUCGACGCGAAGCCUAAAGUGAGCGGUGUGAGAUGGACGAGAGAAGGAAAAUAUAUUUCAAAUUCAUUCAACCAUGUGAUUCAGAGAGUGACUGUGCAGGACGCAGGUAAAUAUAUCUGUAGCGCCGACAAUGGGCUCGGCCAUCCCGGCGAAAAUGAAAUAUACUUGGAUGUCCUUUAUCCUCCUAAUGUCGUCGUGGAUUCCAAAACUUAUGAAGCAGAAGAAGGCGGUAACGUUGAAAUUAGGUGUGAAGUAUCAUCAAACCCUGAUCCUAUUUCCAUAGAAUGGACUAUGGAGGGUAGAAAUGAUUUUCGUCAAAAAGGAAAUACUUUAUUACUCACCAGAGUAAACGCCGAUAUGGCAGGAACUUACGUAUGUCGGGCUAUUAAUGUAGUUUCGACAAGCACCGGCAACAAAGUAGAAAGAGCUGGCAGUGCGUCCGUUGCUGUACUCGUAAGGCAUAAACCAGGUCAGUCAUAUAUAAGUCCCGAAAAUCCCGUAGCGCAGGAGGGCAUGGGAGUAACUUUAACUUGCAGUGCGAAACCCCCCGGCUGGCCAGUGCCACAGUAUCGCUGGUUCCGUGAAAUCGAAAUGGAAGUCGGUGACUUAAAGCCAGCGGUCCUCGCCACCGGCAAUAAGUACAUAAUACCGAGUGCACAUCUCGGUAGCGAGGGAGUGUACCAUUGUCAGGCAACUAAUGAACUCGGACACAGUGAACUCGCUACCGUUAAUCUUGAAGUACAUCAGCCUCCGCGGUUUCAAUCGAAAUUGCAACCGCAUAUGAUUAAAAACUCCGGCGAAAGAAACUUCUCAUUGACCUGUGUUGUUCUCGGCAAGCCUUUACCUAACGUGAAAUGGUAUAAAGAUAAUUCUGAAAUACGUCCUGAUGCUAAUUUGUACGAAGUUAAAACUGAGAUCAAUAAGAGCAGAAACGCCGUAUUUAACAUACAAAGUGUGCUCUGGUUCCACGGGAGAGCGAGACCAAAUGGAGAUGAUUUGCUGCCUGCUGAUCGGGGCGUAUAUUCGUGCUCUUUUGAAAAUGAAGUUAAGAAAGUCGAUUCCUCUAUGCAGCUACGAAUUGAACACGAACCGAUAUCCGUUAAGCAGCAAAAGAAAGUCGCCUACGAUUUGAUGGAAAAUGCUGAAAUUUCAUGCCGGGUACAAGCUUACCCGAAGCCCGAAUUCCAAUGGUUCUACGGAGCGACUCCUGCGCCGCUGCAGAUAACUUCUGACGGCCACUAUGAGAUCAUUACGACGACCGACGAAAACGAUUCCUAUUUAAGCGUGCUGAUGAUUCGAAGUGUCAGAGCUCGAGAUUACGGCGAUUAUUAUUGUAAAGUUAAAAAUUCAUUGGGAAAUAUUAAUCCCCAAAUUCGCUUACAACCCAAAGGCGCCCCGGAGCCACCUAAAAAUUUAGCAAGUCAGAAAGUUGAUGCAACAUAUGUAACAUUAAAAUGGGAGGAGGGUUUCAAUGGUGGGCUGACGAGCACGAAAUAUUUCGUAUGGUACCGCCGAGUACGAAACUCAGCUAAUGGUGCACACUGCAGCGCGAAACAAACUGACGCUUUUGACUGGAAAGAAUACGAAUGCGGUCGGUCUAAUCCAUGCAACGUGACUCAUCUCGACCAGCACAAUUCUUACUAUUUCAAGGUUAAGGCGGUUAACACAAAAGGGCAGAGCAAUUAUUCGAAUGAAAUUUCGGUGACGACUAAGGUGGAUAAGAUAAUACCUCCAGACACGGUUAACUAUAAUCCCAGCACGAGAAUGGUUCGCUUUACCGUAGCGGCGACCUGCCUACCACUUGUUGGGGUCAUUGAGAAACUAAUGGGUUCAGAUGGAUGGCAGGUAGUGGACACCAUGCCCCUGAGCCUGCCGGCCGCGGGCGCCACGGUGCAGGAGAAGCAGCUGGACCUGCCGGCGCCCAAGCGCGGCCGCGGCCUGGCCGAGCCCGCCUACGACGGCGACGUCCGCCUGCGCCUCAAGCUCUGCUUGCAAAACAACCAGAAUGUGUGCAGCGACAAUGUCGAUGCGCAAAUCGGUACAUCGUUCGCAGAAGAAGCAAUAACAUUGACAACAUCUACACUUGUCGCAAUAAUAAUCUCGAGCCUCGUUUUCCUGCUGUGCUUAAGUCUGUUGGUUAUAUUUUGUCGCUGCAAACGCAACGAAAAUAAAAAAGAAACUUCAAAAGACUACGAAAUGGAUUCCAUGCGAUCACCGAUGGGCUCCCCUCAGAAUCAAGCACCACCACCUUAUUAUCCCAGCACUGGUAUGGAAAAUAAGGCCCUGGAAAAUUCUAUGGAUAUACCACUCACGAUGGAUGACUCCAAGAACACUGUGUAUGCAACUCAAGGAGGCUACGGCUAUCACAUCGCUCCACAUACGCAAACACAUCCGGGACAAAAUAUGACGAAUUCAGAUUGGGUGAAUAUGGGGUACAUUGAAAAUAGCUACGCUAACAGCAACAAUGGAGGCAGCGUCAACUCGCAGGACUCGUUGUGGCAAAUGAAGAUGGCCGCGGCUAACAACCCGCCUGGAAUCUCUCCCCAUCAGAUGAUUGACCGGCAAAGCAAUUACGGAUACGAUCCCAUCGCACAUGGCGGCUACGGAACCAUCGACGACUACGCCUCUUACCCCCCUCUGCCCCACGGGACCCAACUACCUGCGCCAGAUUAUGGACUACGUAACUCUCAGAACCCCUCGAGACAGGACUACUGCUCCGAUCCCUAUGCCUCCGUUCACAAGCCCAAGAAACGCAUGGACCAACAUAUCGAGUCCCCGUACCACGAGGUGAGCGGGCUGCCGGACGGGUUCGCGGCGGACGACGCGGCGGGCGAGGACAAGCCGCCGCACCUGUCGCUCAGCUACGACGAGUCGCUCGAGUCCGGCUACUCCACGCCCAACUCGCGCGCGCGACGCGUCAUCCGCGAGAUCAUCGUCUAACGCACGCACACCUUAACACAUUGUAAAAUACUACUCGAUGCAUUUCUGUGAAAUCUGUUGAUUCUAAGAAUACUCUUAUCUGGUCCCGGGGACCUUUUGACUCGCGAAUCGAUCGGUCACGAAUUAUAAAUGCUCCUGCGAUUAUUAUGUUAACGAUUUAAUAAAUUAUAAACCACCGAACUAAUGUGGGUAGCUAAUGAUUACUACUUCUCCCUUUCAUCUCUUUGUAAAGGUGAAUUUUUCUAUUUGUUUUAUGGUUCUAUAAUGAGGAAUCCUUUCUUGACUAAGAAUACUCAUUUUGUCUCAGACUUGUGGGCAGAAUGUUAGUUAAUAAGAAAUAAGGGGCGCUGAAAUCUGAAAUCUCGGUCGCUGCGACCGGACGGUGAGGUGGCGCUGAGUAUGAGUAAGAUAAUUGAUUAAUGAGACUGUCUCCGAAUACUUCAUAUAACUGCGUGUAAAUACAUUUACGCAUUAGAUAAGUAAUAUGUUAGGAAUAUAUCUGAACAUUCAAAAUUUAUUUUUAGUUUCCUUGUAUUUAAAAAAAAGUAAUUUUUAUUUAUUUUUUAAUUAAUGAAAUAUCCCAUUUUUUUAUUUUUUUAACAUUUUCUCAUUUAGGGAAAGGCAAAAGCAUUCCAUAUACAACCAAUUACUUUUUAGAUAUCUAUAUUUUUUUCUCAUUCCGUGUACGAUUCUUUAUCAUGUUAUGCAUAAAGUGUAUAUUUUUUUUAAAUGGGAUAUGUAAGCCAUAAAAUUGUCUGGUAUGAACUACAUAACAUGAAAAAAUGUAUCUUUAAAAAACAAUAAAAUUGUAAUAUAUAGAUACUAAUGAAAUGUGUAUGCAUGUGUACUACUUUUUACUAAAUGGUAUCUUUAAAAAUAUGUUACUAUAAGUGUACAUGGAUUGACUUUAAGGUACCACAUACUGUGUUUUCGUAAAGAAUAUUAAUUCACAAUUAUAUUUAAAAUUAAAAUACAUGAUAAAUUACGAUGAAUACGAAUGAUAAACGACGAAAUUAAAAUAUCCUGCAUCUCAUAUGUUUUUAUACAUCGAUUGAUUUACGAAUUUAAUUUGACGUAUCUUUUUGGUCUGAAGCGAACUGGCUGUAUCUAUAGUCCAAACUGUACAGGGGUUAUCGAAUCGAGAACGUAUCGAGACCUUUGUAAAUUAGUAUUUGGCUCUCAGGAUUGAUAAAUAAAGAGUAUUAAAUUAUAUUGAAGAGUUAAAUACAAGCUCCCGUUGUCCUCCUACUAAGAUGUUUCGGUUGGAUUUAUUUUAUAAAUAUACCAGUAUGUCUUUCACAUACCUGAAAGUUUAUGCACCAGUUUUGUACUACACUGACCAAUGUUUUUCAAUAAUGUUCAUUUAAGGCAUCAUUUUUUAACAUGGGCAAAUAAUAUUCCAAAUAUAAAUGAGCAUAAUAGCUUUUUAUAUAUAAUAAUCAAAAGCUUCAAUCUAGUUGUUUUUGGUGGGAUCGUUCAGUUCAUUGAGGCAUCUCGCUUCAUUUACAAAUUGAUAUCAUUUGAAGAAUUGGUGCUCUGCAGAGAUGAAAUGUGUACUUACCAUAUAAUUAGAUUCUGGAUCGCAAUAGUAUUUUAAGAAUAAUAUUAUGUCUUUCUUUUAAUUUAGUUCUCUUUCUGUAGUGCCAUUUUUAGAGAAAUUUAUUCGUACAUAUUUAAUGUAUUUUUUUAUAUUAUAGUGUUCAUCUUAUGUACGAAAUAAUAUCUCUUUUUUAUUAUGUCUCGACAACAUAUUCGAUUAUAAAUAAUGCUUUGCAUAGUUAUCUUAAUAGCUUUACACGAUUUCUUAUAGUUAAGCAUUAAGGGUAGUUACUUAAAAUUAGUAUUAUUUUUUACAAAUCGUAUAUGUAAUUAUUAUAUUGUAAAUAGAAGCUUAAGCCUUUAUUCAGUUAAUAAAUUUUAAACAUUU